This is a messenger RNA of Macadamia integrifolia, 1732 nucleotides long. Its product is annotated as polyadenylate-binding protein RBP45-like. Gene Ontology annotation, molecular function: mRNA binding. Gene Ontology annotation, cellular component: cytosol. The record is from RefSeq and is a predicted model, not a curated record. Lineage: Eukaryota; Viridiplantae; Streptophyta; Magnoliopsida; Proteales; Proteaceae.
CCGCAGCAGCAGCAGCAGCAGCAGUGGAUGAUGAUGCCCCCACAACAGCCUUUUCAGCCACAGCCCCCUCAUGGGUGGUCCCAACAGCCACAGCAAGCCCCGCAGCCGCAGGUACCACCUCAGCAACCACAGCUCCAAACGCAGCAGCAGCAGCCGCAGCCGCAGCACCAGUACAUGCCCGCGCAACCGGUGAGUGCAGAUGAGAUCCGCACGCUUUGGAUUGGAGAUUUACAGUACUGGAUGGAAGAGAGCUACAUUAACUGUUGUUUUGCUGCUUAUGCGGGCGAGGUUGUGUCGGUGAAGGUUAUCCGCAAUAAACAAACUGGUCAGUCUGAUGGUUAUGGCUUUAUUGAGUUUGUGUCUCGAGCUGCUGCAGAUAGGAUUUUACAGACAUACAAUGGCACACCCAUGCCUAACGCCGAGCAGAAUUUUAGACUGAACUGGGCUACUUUUAGUUCUGGGGAUAGGCGUCAGGAUGAUGGUACAGACUUUUCAAUAUUUGUGGGAGAUUUAGCUUCUGAUGUUACCGAUUACAUGUUACAAGAGACAUUCAGGAGUCAUUAUCCCUCAAUCAAGGGUGCUAAAGUUGUGACCGAUAGAACAACUGGACGAUCGAAGGGCUAUGGGUUUGUUAGGUUUGGAGAUGAAAAUGAGCAAUUGCGUGCCAUGACUGAAAUGAAUGGGAUGUUCUGUUCGACUAGGCCAAUGCGUAUUGGACCAGCAACUACGAAAAAGAAUGUGGGUGGCCAGCAAAAUAAAGCUUCUUUCCAGAAUACACAAGGAACUCAGAACGAGAAUGAUGCCAAUAAUACAACUAUAUUUGUUGGUGGUUUGGAUUCCAAUGUUACAGAGGACCAUUUGAGGCAAAUUUUUUGCCAAUUUGGGGAGUUAGUUCAUGUGAAAAUACCAGUGGGAAAGCGCUGUGGGUUUGUUCAAUUUGCGAACAGAGCUUGUGCUGAGGAAGCUUUGCUGAUGUUAAAUGGAACUCAGUUGGGGGGACAAAAUAUUCGACUUUCGUGGGGACGUAGCCCUUCAAACAGACAGGAUGCAUCUGUGGCUCAGGCACAGGCACAGGCACAGGCACAGGCACAACCUGAUCAAAACCAGUGGAAUGGUGGAUAUUAUGGGUAUGCUCAAGGUUAUGAAUCAUAUGGAUAUGCACCAGCUCCACAAGAUCCUAACAUGUAUUCUUAUGGAGCGUAUCCAGGAUAUGGAAAUUACCAGCAACAGCAGUGAUCUGCUUUAUAUGUGGCAGUGAGGAAUUGAGAUUUCAUCUUUGAGUAUGGUGGCAUAUGUUCUGUAUUUAAAGAGGGAUUAAGGAGUUUGGACCUUCAUAUGUUUAAUGUAAACUAGUUUGCUGAUGGUCAAGUAUCAUCUCUGGGGCUUAUCACUGGUUUGAGGCCAUUGGAAGGACCUGUAGAAUAGUCUUGCUUGCUGGUGAUUGUUUAGGCUUUAUGCUUUUUCUUUUUUUUGUUUGUGAUCUUUCGUCCGAGUUUGCAGACAAAUUAUAAACUAGCUAGCUUAUAUUUGAGACUAGAAGGAUUAUGCGUUCAAUGGAUUCUUGUUUUUUUCCUCUUUGACGAAAAUUUGCAGGGAAUUUGUUGAAACGUGUGCGGUAGUCUUGUUUGAUUGAUGGGGAGAUGCUAUUGAACAUUUGUAGUAUUUUAAACACAUUUUAAGAUUUGUUAAUUUGGAUUCGGGAGUAAUUGAAUUCUGAAUAUUCUGUGUUUUA